This is a messenger RNA of Adineta ricciae, 1653 nucleotides long. Lineage: Eukaryota; Metazoa; Rotifera; Eurotatoria; Adinetida; Adinetidae. The record is from the annotation of a GenBank genome assembly.
AUGGCAGCAACAAAUGAGCAACUUCAACAAGCAGUUGAAAGUUUCUUUCUUCUGUUCAAUGGCGUGGUCAUCUUUUUAAUGAGCUUUGGUUAUACGCUCAUUGAAUCAGGCGGUGUACGAAGUCAAAAUGCAGGUCAUAGUCUAUUUAAAACUCUUCUUAUUCUUAUUACAUCGGCAUUGGCUUUUUGGAUAACGGGUUAUGCAUUUGCAUUUGGUGGAAACGGAAACGUUUUAUUAGGUACACGGUUUUGGGCAAGUGAAGGUCUUGGCGCUCGUUAUCUUCAUCCCGGAGUAGAAAAUUACACGACGUCGAAUAAUGUUCUAAAAUUGAAUAAUCAAGAUCCAUAUAUAAAUUAUUUUUAUAAUUAUAUGUUGGCAUUUCUUGUAACAAACAUAGCAGCUAGUGCAUUUGCCGAGCGUUGUCGAGUACCUGUUUAUGUACUUUUCUCGAUCGUUAUGUCUGGGUUCGUCUAUCCAUUCCUUGCACACUGGAUGUGGGGUCAAAAUGGUUGGCUUGGUGCGGUUGUGGGCGCACGCGACUAUGGUGGUAGUGCAAUCAUUUAUUUAACAGCUGGUGUUGCUGCUUUAAUCGGAACAAUCUUUCUCGGGCCGCGUUUUGGCCGAUUCGAACCGCGUACAUUACCCUUGUUUGGUCAUAGCAUUCCGGUUACAUCUGUUGGCGCAAUUCUCGUUGCAUUCGGUUUCUUUGUACUCAAUUCAGGAGCUGAUCAUCGUAUUACAGGAAAAGCUUAUGGCGAUCGAGUUGGACAUGGACUCGUCAAUACACUUCUAUCAGGAGCUACAUCAGGUGCAACUUAUUAUCUUUUGCAACGUGUCAUUGAAAGCAUGGGAGAACAAGCUCGUCAUUUGAAACGACGUGUCUUUUUAUCAACGGUUAAUUCAAUUCUUGCCGGAAUGGUUGCUGUUGCUGGUGGAGCUGUGGCUUAUAAUCCUUGGUCGGCUGUCAUCAUCGGAGCUAUUGCUGCAUUAAGUUUCUUGUUAUGGAGUAAAUUAUUAAUUAAACUUCAAGUCGAUGAUCCUGUCGAAACUGCUGCAGUUCAUAUUGGUGGUGGUUUAUGGGGUAUCUUUGCAGUUCCGAUCUUUCGACGAACAGUUGGACCAAAUAUCAAUGGAGGAUUCGUUGAGGAUGUCUUUAAUUCGAUUAUCUAUCGAAUUAGUGCUGGAGAAAGCUGGCGGGGUCUACUUAAUUCAUUGUGUACGGCUGCAGUUGUCAUGGCAUGGACCGCUGUCUUCGUUGCCCUUCUAUUUCUUCUACUGAAACUACUUAAUUUAUUAAAAGUAUCCAAAGAAGAAGAAUUACGAGGUAUUGACUUGUUCCAACAUGGCGAACCGGCAUACGCACUUCGCAUCUACUGCGCUGCAUGCGGAGAACAAUUACAAGGCAAAACUAUUGAACAAGAAGCUACUGCUGGAGGUGUUCGUACCAAUUUUCCAACCAUCGUCACUGAUGCUGAAGGGGAACCGAAGAAAGCUAAUUGUAUUUGUUCAACUACAAGUGAUUAUUUUCAGCAUAUGUGCUCGAUGAUAUGCGUGGCCAUCGUCCCUAUCGAAUAUUUCAGUGAACGAAAUGGAUCGACCGGUAGCGCAAAUGGCACCAAAGUCAAAUCCGUAAACGAAGACAAUCGUGUUUAA